Molecule: messenger RNA, 1386 nt
Organism: Cynara cardunculus var. scolymus (artichoke)
Lineage: Eukaryota; Viridiplantae; Streptophyta; Magnoliopsida; Asterales; Asteraceae
Product: PIN2/TERF1-interacting telomerase inhibitor 1
Exons: 11
Coding region: 41-1213 (390 amino acids)
Biological process (GO): regulation of ribosome biogenesis
Cellular component (GO): nucleolus
Molecular function (GO): nucleic acid binding
Source: RefSeq, a predicted model, not a curated record
AGCUACCACUAAAACCCUUUCUCCUUCCUCGUUCUUUUCCAUGGAGCAGCCUGGAGAGCGAAGGAGACAACUACUUGUCGGCGGAGCAGCCAUGGCAGCUCCGGAAGCUCCUCUAUGUUACGUCGGUGUGGCUAAGAAAUCCGCCGCUUUCCGCCUCAUGAAACAAAUGGGAUGGGAAGAAGGUGAAGGCCUUGGGAAGGAGAAACAAGGGAUCAAAGGUCAUGUUAGGGUUAAGAACAAACAAGACACUGUUGGUAUUGGAUUGGAGAAACCAAACCCAUGGGCAUUUGAUACAACACAGUUUGAUGGGAUUCUCAAAAAAUUGAAAGUGCAAGCAACCCAAACAAAAAUUGACCAAGUUGACGAAAAGGAUGAUGACCUGGAGUUGGAUUCAGCAAAAGAAGAUAGUAAAACAACUAUCAAGGCUACCCGGCCGCAAGGAAGAUACAAGAGAAGAGAGAAAGGGAAGCAUGUCCAUGCAUACUCUGCUCAGGAUCUUGAAGGAAUCCUUGUAAAAAAGGUUGAGGAUAGUCCAGAUCCUGGGCCUGAGCCUUUCUGUUAUCAGGAUGGAGAUUUGGAUUUGGUUGAACCAUCUGAAAGCGACACUGUUAAUGUGAAAGCUAAAGAUAGAGAAGAGGUUUCCCCAGAGUGGUGGGGUAAUAAAUUCGGAUUUGUGUCCGGAGGUUUUCUUGGUGCUCAAUCCAGGAGAAGGAAGUCUAGCACAACUGAAGAUGCUCAAAUAUGUACCAAGAGGACAGUAUUUCAUGAGGAGGAUCAAGAGAAUCUUUAUAACCUUGUACAAGAUAAAGCAACUUCUGGAAAACAGGGACUAGGCAUCAAGGACCAACCAAGGAAAGUAGCAGGUGUUCGUUUCCAAGGAAAAAGAACAUCUUUUAGCGAGAACGAGGAGGAGGGAUCCGAGUCUGAAGAAGAUUGUCAUCCUUCAGCAAAACGGAAAUUUGAUGACAUGUCAGAAUCACAAAAGACCAUUGAAUCAAAACCGAAGCUAAAGAAGUUGUGCAAAAAGCUUCUUUCUCAAGUACCUGAGAAAUCAUUGAAACUUAAACAACUAAAAGCUCUUGUUGAUGAACAUUCUUCCAUUUUUUCCGACUUUUCUUCAAAAAAGGAUGCUCUUGGAUUCUUGAGAAAGAAGCUUGAAGGCAGUGAAACAUUUACCAUAGAAGGGAAAAGAGUCCGUCUUUCAUCAAAAUGAGGAAAAAGAUUUUGCUCUGUGGACAUUUGUUACUAAUUAUUUUUUAUGGGGUGAAUUUUGUAUCAAUUUGGAAGUUUUGAUGAGGGUUUUAUGUACAAGUGAUGUUGGUAACAAUUGCUCACGCUACUGAAUUCGUGCCAUCUAAUAGUUUAUGGUAAUACGUUGGCUUUUGU